GGCACGAUGGCGGAUAAAGCGCGUCUGAACCAUUUGUGGAAUCUGGCCGUGAAUUGCGCAAAGGAAAACCCACAGUUGUCUCAAUUCUACGUGAACGAGAUUCGCUCUACUGAAGAAAAUGGUGACGCUUCACUGGAUAAUUUCAAGUUGAAGUAUUGUAAGCAUUGCUACAUGGUAUUUAGCGCUGAUAAUUGUCGCGUGAGAUUGCACCCUAAGCGUGGAAAGAAAAAGAGACUUGACGACAAAAAAUGUCGCUCUAAUAUGGAAAUACUUAAACUUCACCGAAGACUAAACCAUGUCGGGGUAUUUUGCAAGACGUGUGAAAAGCAUUCAUUUUAUCCUGGACGCGCAGGAGACGACAAAAAAUCCACACUUGAAAAGAAUAUUUCGUUCUCUGUCCCGCAGAAUUUGCACAACAAUAGCACAAAUGAACAGAGCACUCCUGUUUCAUCAAAAUCAGCGAGUUCCCGGAGAAGAAGUCACAAUUCUACGCUAAAAGAUCUUCUACGAGCAGAUGAUCGAAAAAAAUCAGCCACUGGUGUAACUCCUCAACUAAAGGAUUUCUUGUCAAGUUUAGGACAUUCCAUUUCCCUUACAUGAAGCAAAAUGUAACCGCUAGAAAACAGAUCUGAACUUGCUUAUGGAAGAUAUAAUUUCGCUUGAUGAAUUUGACUAAAAUUUGCCAAAAUCAUAAAAUCCUUGAACAGUCACUCAGUUUAACAAAAUUUUUGUCAAAUAUUCCAUUUUCAUUACUGCCUCAUUUUUGGACAUAACUGAACUAUUUAACAUAAAUGUUUAUCUUAUUUAAAUGAAUCUAGAUGGAUAAUGGAGAGGUCCUCAUGGGAUACAGGCAGGUUACAUAGUAGUGUCUCCUAGACUGAGCAAUUUGUUCAGCAUGUAAGUCAUAAGACUUGAAUAGAACCAAUGGUUAUUAAC
This is a messenger RNA of Pocillopora verrucosa, 936 nucleotides long. Its product is annotated as UPF0711 protein C18orf21 homolog. Lineage: Eukaryota; Metazoa; Cnidaria; Anthozoa; Scleractinia; Pocilloporidae. Gene Ontology annotation, biological process: tRNA processing. The record is from RefSeq and is a predicted model, not a curated record. Gene Ontology annotation, cellular component: nucleolar ribonuclease P complex.